AUGCUACAGCUGCUAUGGCAUGACGUGGGGCAUGAGUUGGGGCAUGAGUUGGGGGAUGAUUUAGGGCAUGAUUUGGGGGAUGAUUUGGGGGAAGGUGUGUUUCUCCCAUCGACCCUCGACUCCCCCCCACCGAUUGCCAUCCGCCAGGGGCCUGUAAGGCGGCUGUUUGGGGGUGGUGAGAGCACGGCAGGGGAUGCAGGGGGCGUGGGAGGUAUAGGGGGAAUGGGAGCAGGAGGAGUGGGAGCAGGAGGAGUGGGAGCAGGAGGAGUGGGAGCAGGAGGAAUGGGAGCAGGAGGAGUGGGAGCAGGGGGCAUGGUUGGGCUGUUUGGGGAUGGAGAGGGCAUGGCAGGGGAUGCAGGGGGUGUGGGUGACUCAAGAAUGGUAAAUGGCAUGGAGAUUGGUUCUAACGAUGGUGUGGUGUACUAUAGGAGCGAGUGGGGAGGGGAGGAGGGAGGAGAUGAGGAAGGGGGGGAGGAGCAAACGGAGCAAACGCAACCGGCUGUGUAUUACGAGGGGUUGACGUCUCACGUGGUCUAUGGUGCUGCAGCAGCAGCUAAUGCUGAGGCAUUUCAAAAGCCAACUGGUGGGAUGGCUGUCAUACCCCCUCGCUUCAUCUCCCCUACUGCUCCCACCUUUGUCCCUUCCUCUGCCUCCUCUCUGCCCUCCAACCAUCCCUCACUUCCUUCGUCCCAUUCCUCCCACUACUCUCUCUCCUCCUCACACUCCACUCUCUCCUCCUCACACACCACUGUGCCAUCCGCUCCUCUCCGUUCCACCUCCCCUGCAUUUACACCCUCCAAGCUCUCUCUCCAUUCCGCUCCUUUCACUCCUUCCUCUGCCUUCAUCUCUCCACCGCCUCCCCACACACGCUCAUCUGCUCCGUUCCCCGCUGCUCCUUCUGCUACUGCUGUCACUUUUGCCAGUGCUGCUGCUGCUGCUGCUGCUGCUGCUGCUGCUGCUGCUGCUGCUGCUGCUGCCAAUGCUUCUCCCGCAGCAAACCGUGCAGUGUUUGCUUCAAGCAGUGCUCCCAACACACCUGCUGCAAAGGCAGGAGCACCGGCAGCACCAGCACCAGCAGCUGCAGCAACAGCAGCAGCGGCAACAGCAGCAGUCGCACCGGCACUUGCAGCACCAGCAGGAGCAGCAAUGGUCUCCGCCAUCUCCAAGCAGGACGGGACGAGUCCAGCUGGCACAUCGUUGAGAGCAGGGGCAGAGGAAUGGCAGGGACCACAGAGUGCAGCAGCAGAGGUUUCUGGUGGGAUGGAGGAGUGGGUGGGGCAGCAGAGUGCAGGGCUGAGAGUAUCAGGUGUGGCAGCAGGAGCAGGAAUGAGCAGCAGCAGUGGGUACGGACGUGGGGGGUAUGAAAGCGGAAUGGACAUUAUGCCAGCGGGCAUGGCAGCAGGUACGGCGGCAGGCCCGGCAGCAGGCAUGGCAGCAGGUACGGCAGCAGGUAUGGUGGCUGGCAUCGCAGCAUACGAGCCUAACGGGACAACAGGCUCGGAAGGACGCGUUACCAUCGUUCCUCCUUUCACUCACAUCCCUCCCCCCACUUUUCACCCUUCCACCACGCUUUCCCCCCGCUUCCCCACUUCCCCCUCCGCCAGGAACGCGAGCGGCAAUUACAACCUGGCGGUAGACGCGCUCCUGGUGGGAGCCACGGGCGGGCCGCCCGACUCCCUUGCGAUCGUGAAGGGCGCCGUCUGCGACUCCUCCGCCUCCGCCGCCGCGAUCCUCGCGCUUCCGCUGGCGGCGUCCGACUGGCAGCAGCGCGACGGCUGGUGGCUGCUGCACGCGGAGGCGCGGCUCGACGCGUUCCUCGAGAACGCGGACGCCGCCACCGUCGACGCGCUCCUCGCGCUCCUCCCCAACGCGACGCUGCCAGCGACGCGAGGCGGCGGCCGCGGCAAAGGCAGCGGAGGCGGAAGCGGCGCGGGGGGAGCGCGCAGCGGACAGGGCAGCAGGCGCAUGGGGAGGGAGCUGCUGAUGCGCGCAGCGGGCCGCGUCACUGGUGCGAAGCAGGGGGCGCCGCAGCCGCCUGCAGCUAGUCCCUCAGGCGCUGGGGGUGCGGGGGGGAUGAUGGGGGGUGGCGGGAUGAACGCUACUGUGAGUGGGUAUGCCGUGCUGGCCACUGCCACUGCGGGGGGUGUGGCGUGGGGCGGCCAGCUCAUGGGCGUCAAACUGCCCUCCGCCGCUGCCUGA
Molecule: messenger RNA, 2199 nt
Organism: Closterium sp. Naga37s-1
Lineage: Eukaryota; Viridiplantae; Streptophyta; Zygnematophyceae; Desmidiales; Closteriaceae
Source: the annotation of a GenBank genome assembly